CAUAUUUCUGUAUUUUAUUCCAAUAUUGCGUCCGAACCAAGUCAAAUUCAACGAAGGAGAAUUCUCUUUCGCCCAGAAACAACCUGUCUCAGACAAAAUUAGGGCUCCAGUUGGUUCGCUUUUUUUCGCCAAUCUCCUCCCACAAACGCGUAUUCACCUUCUUCCACCCACUCGCCUAAACCCACCUAUAAAUUUCACUCCCCAACCCCACAAUUUUCAUCCAACUCAAUCGCACUUUUAUGUCUCACAGGUCUAUCGUUCCUCAUUCUUCCUCCAUAGCUUUUCAGCUUCAUUCCCAUCUCCUUGUUUCCAGUGAUUUGAAACCCAAUUGGUGUUGUUAGUUUCUCGUACCCAGAUCCUAACUCGAUUCUUUGAUUCAGAUUUGUAUUGUUAGUAGUUAACUUUUAGAUUUGUUGAAAUGGGUGCUAAGGGUUUUGUUGAAGGCGGGAUUGCUUCCAUUGUUGCAGGGUGUUCUACUCACCCUUUGGAUCUGAUUAAAGUUCGCAUGCAGUUACAGGGGGAAUCGGCUCCUGCUCCUGUUAGUAACCCUAAUCUUCGCCCUGCUUUUGCUUAUAACGGUGGCGGCGUCACCACUGUUGAAAUGCCGCAUCCGCCGCCGCCGGUUGUUAGAUCUGGACCGGUUUCGGUGGGUGUGAAGAUUUUUCAAACAGAAGGUGUUGCCGCGUUGUUUUCCGGCAUUUCUGCUACUGUUCUCCGGCAGACGUUGUACUCGACCACCAGGAUGGGGCUUUACGAGAUUUUCCGAGAAAAAUGGACUGACCAGAAUACGGGUACGUUUUCUCUGACUCGGAAAAUCACUGCCGGUUUGUUGGCUGGUGGGAUCGGCGCCGCCGUCGGUAACCCAGCUGAUGUUGCGAUGGUGAGAAUGCAAGCCGAUGGGAGGCUUCCGUUGGCUCAGCGGAGGAACUACAAAGGUGUUGUCGAUGCAAUCUCGACGAUGGUGAAGCAGGAAGGAGUUACCAGUCUGUGGAGGGGAUCCUCCCUGACGGUGAACCGUGCGAUGAUCGUCACGGCCUCGCAGCUGGCGUCGUAUGAUCAAAUUAAGGAAACGAUAAUCAAACAAGGGGUUAUGGCUGACGGACUGGGCACUCAUGUGACGGCGAGUUUUGCAGCGGGGUUUGUGGCGUCGGUGGCUUCGAAUCCGGUGGAUGUGAUCAAAACCCGGGUGAUGAACAUGAAGGUGGAGGAAGGGGUGGCGCCGCCGUAUAAGGGGGCGGUUGAUUGUGCCCUGAAAACGGUAAAGGCGGAGGGGCCUAUGGCCCUUUACAAGGGGUUCAUACCCACAAUUUCAAGGCAGGGGCCUUUCACGGUGGUCCUUUUUGUGACACUUGAACAAGUGCGAAAGGUCCUCAAAGAUUUUUAAAGAUAUUUAUAAAUUUAAUUUUUGGAAAAAUAUAAUUUCCCAAAGUUAAAUCAAUUUAAAUACUUGAUGAUGAUGAAAAAUGUUGGUGAUGUCAUUAUAUUUAGUUAAAUAAUUAUAUAUUAUAUAUUAAAUUGCUUAGUAUUGUAUGGAA
Molecule: messenger RNA, 1535 nt
Organism: Lactuca sativa (garden lettuce)
Lineage: Eukaryota; Viridiplantae; Streptophyta; Magnoliopsida; Asterales; Asteraceae
Product: mitochondrial uncoupling protein 5
Biological process (GO): transmembrane transport
Source: RefSeq, a predicted model, not a curated record